Messenger RNA from Girardinichthys multiradiatus, 7524 nucleotides. It is a transcript of the gene pi4kaa, whose product is annotated as phosphatidylinositol 4-kinase, catalytic, alpha a. NCBI's taxonomy places the organism in Eukaryota, Metazoa, Chordata, Actinopteri, Cyprinodontiformes, Goodeidae. Gene Ontology annotation, cellular component: plasma membrane; cytoplasm. Gene Ontology annotation, biological process: phosphatidylinositol phosphate biosynthetic process; phosphatidylinositol-mediated signaling. Gene Ontology annotation, molecular function: 1-phosphatidylinositol 4-kinase activity. The transcript is spliced from 54 exons. The coding region runs from base 92 to 6472 and encodes 2126 amino acids. The record is from RefSeq and is a predicted model, not a curated record.
CACCGUAGUUAUAGCCGACCUGCAUCAGCUGUGGUCGGAUGAUAGGGGAGGAUGUUUGUGUCUGUGUAGCUCAGUCCGGGUUCAGUUAAACAUGUCUCUGGACGGAGGAGGAUGCAGAGGCUUCUACUUCAGCACCGUCCUUUCUCUGGCUCGGUCGCUGGCGGCUCACCAGCAGGCGCCGUUAGACAAGGUGCAGAAACUGCAGUGCAUGUGCCCUGUGGACUUCAGAGGGGUCUUCCAGCUUGAUCAAAGGAGGAGGGAUGCUGUGAUUGCUCUUGGUGUUUUUCUGGUAGAGUCCAACCUGCAGCACAAAGAUUCUAUCGUCCCCUACCUUCUUGGGCUGCUUAAAGGGCUUCCUAAAGUUCAGUGGAUUGAGGAGAGCUCAGAACGCAAAGGACGGGAUGCUCUUCCGGUUGCAGAAAGCUUCAGCUUUUGUCUUGUAACGCUGCUCUCAGAUGUUGCCCAAAGAGAUGAAAACUUUCGAGGACAGAUCCUGGAGGCACUCAUGGACCUCAUGCAAGUCCUUCAAGACCUCUGCAAAAAUCCAGAUGCUCAUGAUAAAGAAUUCCUGUGCAGGUACACGGUACCCAAUCUGCUCGGUGUUGCCAGAGCAUUCGGCCGAUACAGUAACACCGACGAGCCGCUGCUGUCCAAGCUGUUCCCUCGACCAGCUGCUCCUCUGCUCUCUGCGGGUGACAGCAGCGAUGGUGCCCGACGACGCUCAUUUAACGAUUUCCGUUCAAUCCUGCCAAGCUCUUUGUUUACUGUGUGUCAGGAAGACUCUCUGAAACGUAAAGGCUCCUCCAUGCCCAGUGCUUCACAACAGGCAAGUCCGGAGAGAACAGGACUGACUCCCAGCUCUCCUGCUGAUCCCUCUGUGCAGUACUUUGAAGGUUCUUACCUCCCUGAUGGCAGCACAGUGGACCCUGAUUAUUACUUCUCCACCAUCAGCUCCAGCUUCUCUGUCUCUCCUCUUUUCACUGGGAGCAGCUCUGGGGAGUUCCAGGUCCCUUUGGAUAUGCUCAGACAGCUCCUUCACAUGGUUGAGCAGUUCGUUUCCGAGUCGUUUUUGAAGUCACUGGAUGGCACCUUAGCAGAAGUUCAAGAGAGCAACACGGGUAUCCAUCUUCACUACAAAACCUUCAGUGAUCCAUUAUAUGUGGCCAUAUUUAAAAUGCUGAGAGACACUCUGUACAAUCUGAAAGACCUUCAGACUGACUAUGUAAAGGAGGUUCAUGACUUUGUCCUGGAGCAGUUCAGCAGCAGCCAAUCAGAGCUGCAGAGGAUCCUCCAUGAUGUGGAGUACCUCCAGAGCGAACUGAGCCCGCUCAAACUGCGCUGCCAGGCCAACGCUGCUUGUGUUGACCUCAUGGUUUGGGCGGUCACAGAGGAACAGGGAGCGGAGAACCUUUGCACCAAACUGUCAGAGAAGCUGCAGUCGAAGACAUCUAGUAAAGUUAUCAUCGCCCACAUGCCCCUCCUCAUAUGCUGCUUACAGGGUUUGGGUCGUCUGUGUGAGCGCUUCCCUGUCGUGGCCCACUCUGUCACCACGUCUCUCAGAGACUUCCUGGUGGUACCAUCUCCUGUUUUGGUGAAGCUCUACAAAUAUCAUAGCCAGUCCACUCCAGGAGGAGGUGAGAUCAAGAUCCAUGUGACCAACGAACAUUCUCAAUCAACCAUCAGCACCAAUGCAAACAAGAAGACCCAGUCCUCCAUGUAUGAACAGCUGCGGGACAUCUCCAUCGAUAAUAUCUGCAGGUGCCUAAAAGCUGGCCUUACGAUGGAUAACGUCAUUGUAGAAGCUUUCCUCGCCAGUCUGUCCAAUCGUCUCUACAUCUACCAAGAAAAUGACAAGGAUGCUCACCUGAUUCCGGACCACACCAUCAGAGCUUUGGGCCACAUUGCUGUGGCCUUACGGGACACACCCAGAGUGAUGGAGCCCAUCCUGCAGAUCCUGCAGCAGAAAUUUUGCCAGCCUCCCUCUCAGCUCGACGUCCUCAUCAUAGAUCAGCUGGGCUGCAUGGUGAUCACAGGAAAUCAAUACAUCUACCAGGAAGUGUGGAAUUUGUUCCAGCAGAUCAGUGUCAAAGCAAGCUCCAUGGUUUACUCAACUAAAGACUACAAAGACCACGGUUACAGACACUGUUCCCUGGCUGUUAUAAACGCUCUGGGUAACAUAGCAGCCAACAUGCAGACCGAGCAGAUGGUGGAUGAGCUGCUGGUCAACCUGCUGGAGCUUUUUGUGCAGCUGGGUUUAGAGGGGAAGCGAGCCAGUGAGAGGGCCUCGGACAAAGGCCCUGCCCUGAAGGCAUCUAGCAGUGCUGGAAAUCUCGGUGUCCUCAUUCCAGUAAUUGCUGUGCUGACCAAGAGGUUGCCACCAAUAAAGGAAGCAAAGCCACGUCUGCAGAAAUUGUUCAGAGACUUCUGGCUCUACUCUGUUGUCAUGGGAUUUGCAGUGGAGGGCUCAGGUCUGUGGCCAGAAGAGUGGUACGGAGGAGUUUGUGAGAUUGCAACCAAAUCGCCGCUGCUGACGUUUCCCAGUGGAGAACCUUUACGUUCUGAGCUGCAGUAUAACUCUGCGCUGAAGAACGACACCGUCACUCCUGCAGAGCUGAAUGACCUGCGCAGUACCAUCAUCAACCUGCUGGACCCUCCUCCGGAGGUGGCUGCUCUCAUCAAUAAGCUGGACUUUGCCAUGUCCACAUACCUGCUGUCUGUUUAUAGGCUAGAGUACAUGAGGAUGCUGCACUCUCUAGACUCGGACCGCUUCCAGGUCAUGUUUCGUUACUUUGAAGACCGAGCGAUACAGAAGGAUAAAUCUGGUAUGAUGCAGUGUGUGAUAGCUGUAAGCGACAAGGUGUUUGAGGUUUUCCUUCAAAUGAUGGCUGAAAAACCAAAAACGAAAGCUCACGAGGAAGAGCUGGAACGUCACGCUCAGUUUCUCCUGGUCAACUUCAACCACAUCCACAAGCGGAUCCGCAGAGUGGCGGACAAAUAUUUGUCUGGUCUGGCUGAAACCUUCCCCCACCUGCUUUGGAGUGGCCGGGUGCUGAAGACUAUGUUGGAUAUCUUGCAGACGCUCUCCCUGUCCCUCAGUGCAGACAUUCACAAAGACCAGCCCUAUUAUGACAUCCCAGAUACACCCUACAGAAUCACUGCCCCGGAUACAUAUGAAGCCAGAGAGAGCAUUGUCAAAGAUUUUGCUGCACGCUGUGGAGAAAUCCUUAAAGAGGCUAUGAAGUGGGCUCCCUCUGUAACAAAAUCCCACCUGCAGGAGUACCUUAACAAACAUCAGAACUGGGUCUCGGGUCUCUCCCAGCACACGGGUCUGGCCAUGGCAACAGAAAGCAUCUUGCACUUUGCUGGCUACAACAGACAAAGUACCACUCUGGGGUCCACCCAACUGACUGAGAGGCCAGCUUGUGUGAAGAAGGAUUACUCCAACUUCAUGGCGUCCCUGAACCUCCGGAACAGAUAUGCUGGAGAGGUUGCAGGUAUGAUCCACUUUGCCCAAGUGGUCAGGGGACAGUCUGAUCUGACCCGGAUGAUGAUCAAACAGAUGGGAGAGGCUUUAGACGCUGCUCGGCCUGAGGCCUUCACUGAAGCCAUGUUCAAACUGGCUGCCUUGCUCAUCAGCAGCCAAGACUGCGACCCUCAGCUCCUGCACCACCUCUGCUGGUCGCCCCUCAAGAUGUUUACCGAGCAUGGCAUGGAAACGGCCAUUGCAUGCUGGGAGUGGCUGCUGGCAGCGCGUACAGGAUUGGAAGUACCGUUUAUGCGGGAGAUGGCAGGAGCGUGGCAGAUGACCGUGGAGCUGAAGAUGGGCCUCUUCUCUGAUGCUCAGGUGGAGGCUGAUCCUCUUGCAGCAUCAGAGGAAAGUCAGCCUGUCCCCUGCCCUCCAGAUGUCACUCCUCACCACAUCUGGAUUGAGUUUCUUGUCCAGAGGUUUGAAAUAGCCAAAUAUUCCAGCGCGGAUCAGGUGGAGAUCUUUGGCAGUUUGCUACAGCGCUCCCUGUCCUUGGAUGUCGGUGGUUCUAAGAGCGGUUUAAACCGCCACGUAGCUGCCAUUGGACCACGUUUCAGGUUGCUGACUUUAGGUCUGGCUCUGCUGCACUCUGAUGUUGUCACCAAUUCAACUUCAAGAAAUGUCCUUCGAGAGAAGAUCUAUUCUACAGCCUUCGAUUACUUCAGCGUAUCUCCGAAGUUUCCCACCCAGGCUGACAAGCAUCUCCGUGAGGACAUCAGCACCAUAAUCCGCUUCUAUGCCAGCAUCCUGUCAGACAAGAAGUACCUGGCAGCGUGCCAGCUGGUCGCACCUGGUGAGCUUGGUACUACCUCAGCCCCGAGCACUCUCUCUGCUGGGAUAUUCGGAUCGCUUAUCGUGUCCAGCACUACUCCGAUAUCUAUCUUAAAUAAUCAGGACCCAUCCUUAAACAGUCUGUCAGUGAUGAAUGCCGCCGACCUGAGGGGUAAUGUGGACUCCAGCUCACGAUCCCAGCAGAGCGUCCAGGGAUGGAUCAACACGUACCCUCUGUCCAGUGGGAUGUCCACCACAUCUAAGAAGUCAGGCACGUCUAAAAAGAGUAACAGAGGAACACAGCUUCACAAGUACUACAUGAAACGGCGGACUCUGUUGCUGGCGCUGUUGGCCAGUGAGAUUGAGCGUCUGACAACGUGGUACAACCCCCUCUCCACUCAGGAGUUGGCCAUUGCCACUGAGCAAUCAGUGGAGACCAGCAUCGCCAACUGGAGGUCCAAGUACAUCAGUUUGACAGAAAAACAGUGGAAGGAUAACGUCAAUCUGGCCUGGAGCAUCGCACCUUACCUGGCUAUGCAACUUCCUACAAGGUUUAAAAAUGAUGCUAUUGUUGCCGAAGUGACAAGACUGGUGAGAUUGGACCCUGGAGCAGUCAGCGAUGUACCCGAAGCCGUUAAGUUCUUGGUGACGUGGCACACUAUCGAUGCCGAUUCUCCUGAGCUGAGUCACAUCUUGUGUUGGGCUCCAGCUGACCCGCCCACCGGACUGUCCUACUUCAGCAGCAUGUACCCCCCUCAUCCUCUGACUGCACAGUAUGGAGUUAAAGUGCUGCGCUCCUUUCCUCCUGACGCCAUUUUGUUCUACAUUCCUCAGAUUGUGCAAGCGCUUCGUUAUGAUAAGAUGGGUUACGUGAGGGAGUACAUCCUGUGGGCGGCACAGAAAUCUCAGCUUCUUGCUCAUCAGUUCAUCUGGAACAUGAAGACAAACAUCUUCAUGGAUGAGGAGGGACACCAGAAAGACCCUGACAUCGGGGAGCUGCUGGAGCAGAUGGUGGAGGAGAUCAUAGGUUCUCUGUCCGGCCCGGCCAAAGAUUUCUACCAAAGAGAGUUUGACUUCUUUAAUAAGAUCACCAACGUGUCCGCCAUCAUCAAGCCUGUUCCAAAGGGAGAGGAGAGGAAACGAGCUUGUCUCAAAGCCUUGUCGGACAUCAAAGUGCAGCCAGGCUGUUACCUGCCCAGUAAUCCAGAAGCUAUAGUGCUGGACAUUGACUACAAGUCUGGAACCCCCAUGCAGAGUGCUGCCAAGGCACCCUAUCUGGCCAAAUUUAAGGUGAAGCGCUGUGGGGUGACUGAACUGGAGAGGGAGGGUCUUCGCUGUCCGUCAGACUCUGUCGAGGAUGGAGAAGACAACCCAGAUGGAUCAGGCAGGGUUUGUUGGCAGGCGGCCAUCUUUAAAGUGGGAGACGACUGCAGACAGGACAUGCUUGCUCUGCAGAUUAUUGGGCUUUUUAAGAACAUCUUUCAGCUGGUGGGUCUGGAUCUGUUCGUCUUUCCAUACAGAGUGGUGGCCACGGCGCCAGGGUGUGGAGUAAUUGAAUGCAUCCCAGACUGCAAAUCCAGAGACCAGCUUGGUCGUCAGACAGACUUCGGGAUGUACGAUUAUUUCCGUAACCAAUACGGUGAUGAAUCCACCCUCGCCUUCCAGAAGGCUCGGUACAACUUCAUCCGCAGUAUGGCCGCCUACAGCCUCCUGCUGUUCCUGCUGCAGAUCAAAGACAGACACAAUGGCAACAUCAUGUUGGAUAGCAAGGGUCACUUAAUCCACAUAGAUUUCGGCUUCAUGUUCGAAAGCUCCCCAGGUGGUAACCUGGGCUGGGAGCCGGACAUCAAGCUGACGGAUGAGAUGGUGAUGAUCAUGGGAGGCAAAAUGGAGGCCACUCCUUUUAAAUGGUUCAUGGAGAUGUGUGUCAGAGGAUAUCUGGCUGUGCGACCUUACAUGGACGCAGUGGUUUCCCUGGUGACCCUCAUGCUGGACACGGGACUGCCAUGUUUCAGAGGACAAACCAUCAAACUUCUUAAGGGACGUUUUAACCCACAGAUGAGUGAAAAAGAAGCAGCAGCAUUCAUGAUAAAAGUCAUCCAGAGUUGUUUCCUCAGUAGCAGGAGCAAAACGUACGACAUGCUGCAGUAUUACCAGAACCAGAUUCCUUACUAAGGACCGUCUGGCAGAACCCUGCUCCCACUGGGUGAAUUCACAGCAUCUGUAAGAUGAUUGUUACUGAGGACCUGACCAGAUGCUUCUGCUCCUCAGAGUCAGGCAGCAACGGGGCACUUUAACCCUUAACCCUCCAGUUCUACUCUACACACUAUAAGUUUUCUGAUUUUAUAAUAAUGUCCAUGUAUGUUUUAGAGAAUUUCUUGUUUUAUAUUUACCAGAACAGGGAUCUGAAUUACCCUUUAACUGUUUUCUUGAUGCUUUUUGUUAGUUUACCAGCAAAUACUAAAGAUUUACACUUCCAGAAUGAGGUCAAAAAGGGAUUCAGUUACUGCUUGUCAAAGCAGGAACCUUGGUGUUGUUUUCACGGUGUUGCUGUGCUGUUACCUCCUUUAAUGCACUUUAUAGAUCCGUGUUUCAUCCGCAGUAGAUCAGUUGAUACGUUAGAGAUGAAAACAAUCCUAACUGUAUUUAAGACUAAGAGGAACAUGAAUAGAUGUUAUAUAGGUAAAGAAUAUGUGUAUCAUUGCAGGGGUCAAUCCACAUUUAUUCUAACCUUAGACUGUAGUAAAGUAAAAGUAUCUCUACAAUAAGUGGUGAUUUUGCAGCAGUGUGUACUGUAGAAUAUUUACUGUAGAACCACAUCCAGAUCACAGGCAGCUUUUCCAGUCGUUUACCUGUAGUCGCAUGUUAACAUUUCUGUUUACCAGAAGGACUUUAAGGAGCUUUUAGCCGUUACGUUGAGCCUUGUCCUUGUGUCACACAUUUUGAUGUCAGUGUUGAUGUAAACUUGUCAAAUGAAGGCAGUUUUCCACAACAGGAGCUGCUACUUCCACUUUCCACUGGAAAUGUCAUUUUUAAUUAUGAACUGUCUGCAGAGUGCUGCUGUUGUUUGAUGGGUUUCAAAACUGAAAAUGAAACAAUUUCUUGUUUUUUUUGGGGGGGGGGACCUGACGAUCACCCAUCAGAGCUAAUCUUGAGAAAAUUGUCCAAUUCUGGUCUCGGACCGACUGAUUGGUGCAUCUCUAGUAAACACGAACCCUGUGAAGGAA